AUGGCGUACCUGCGUGCCGCAAUUCUGUGGCCAAUUGCGAGACCGGAGACAACCCCUAAAAUCAGGCUUUUCAACGCUACCUUGCACGUGUCAAUCGGAUACAUGGAUGCAAAGCCAUUGACGGAGUCGAUGAUUGUUGGUGAGUGUGGGGCGGACCGACUGGCUGGGUAG
Messenger RNA from Phytophthora nicotianae INRA-310, 171 nucleotides. RefSeq lists its product as hypothetical. The record is from RefSeq and is a predicted model, not a curated record. NCBI's taxonomy places the organism in Eukaryota, Oomycota, Peronosporomycetes, Peronosporales, Peronosporaceae. The transcript is spliced from 3 exons. The coding region runs from base 1 to 171 and encodes 56 amino acids.